AUGGUCUCCGCCAUCCUCGCAAACGCUUCGCGCCAGGCUGCGCGCACCUCGGUGCCCCGCGGUGUCCGCAUGGUCCACUUUGAGAACACCAUUGAUACUGCCGUCCCGUUCAAAUCUGGACCCAAGUACAAGGCCCGUCUCGCGGUCGGCAUCACCACUUUCCUCAUCUCGGGCUUCUCGCUCCCCUUCGUCGCUGCUGCUUGGCAGAGGUACAAGCAGUAG
Messenger RNA from Jaminaea rosea, 222 nucleotides. RefSeq lists its product as hypothetical. Gene Ontology annotation, biological process: mitochondrial electron transport, cytochrome c to oxygen. The coding region runs from base 1 to 222 and encodes 73 amino acids. The record is from RefSeq and is a predicted model, not a curated record. The transcript has 3 exons. NCBI's taxonomy places the organism in Eukaryota, Fungi, Basidiomycota, Exobasidiomycetes, Microstromatales.